AUGAUGAUGACGUGCCGUCUGCUCUGCGCCCUGUUGGUGCUUGCCCUGUGCUGCAGACCGUCCGUGUGCGUUUCAGAAAUUCAGCCUGCCGCUUCUUCACAGACGAAUAAAGCACCGGUACCAAAUAAGCCUGAAUCUCCUGAAUCCGUCACCGGUGAAUCGACUCCUGCAACAGAGGGAGCACCACGGGGUACCGGUCAGCCAGGGUCAGCAAGUAAUGGGGCCGCUGCGGAACACGGAAAUACUGCCGGAGAUGCGGGAAGUUCGCCCGGUCCGCAUCCGCAAUCAAGUGGUGCGCAUAAUACGGUACAAAGAGAAGGUACGGAAGACACGUCAGGGACAAAAAGUGGCACGAGUACAUCCACAGAACAUGCAAAUAAGAAUGUCGACGAUCCUGCCGAGACGACGACGACCACCACCACAAAGGCACCAACCACGACGACCACGACCACCACUGCGCCAGAGGCACCAAGUACUACGACUAAAGAGGCGCCAACUACGACGACCACCCGUGCACCGUCAAGUCUUCGCGAAAUCGACGGCAGCCUCAGCGGCUCUGCGUGGGUGUGUGCCCCGCUGCUGCUCGCCGCAUCCGCGCUGGCGUACACCGCUCUGGGCUGA
Trypanosoma cruzi is the source of this 621-nucleotide messenger RNA. Its product is annotated as mucin TcMUCII, putative. Bases 1 to 621 code for a protein of 206 amino acids. The record is from RefSeq and is a predicted model, not a curated record. NCBI's taxonomy places the organism in Eukaryota, Euglenozoa, Kinetoplastea, Trypanosomatida, Trypanosomatidae. The transcript has a single exon.